Stegodyphus dumicola is the source of this 1568-nucleotide messenger RNA. Its product is annotated as nose resistant to fluoxetine protein 6-like. NCBI's taxonomy places the organism in Eukaryota, Metazoa, Arthropoda, Arachnida, Araneae, Eresidae. Gene Ontology annotation, molecular function: acyltransferase activity, transferring groups other than amino-acyl groups. The record is from RefSeq and is a predicted model, not a curated record.
AGAAGGUGGUCAUUUGAUGCCUUUUGUACUUAGGAAAGGAUACUCUUAAUUUGGAAUAGAAUGAUUUUGUUUUCGACUUUGUUAUUUUUUUGUGCUUUACAAUUCUCAACUGCAAUUAUCCCAUUGAAUUUUUCUCAGCAGCUAACGGAUGCAGAAGUGCUUGAAAAAUGGAAUAAAAUUGAUAAAGAAAUAAACAGGUUACUUCAGUCAGCUGUAAAAUCUAUCAUGCCUUAUGUUGCUGGCAGCGAAAUACAGUUGUCAUCCAAAUGCAUGAAUGAUGGCUUGAGGGUUUUGCUGGGUCUUCGCAAGGCCCAACCAUGGGCUCUUAGAUUUCUAGAUUCCAGUGGGAAGAUAAUGAGUGGGAUCUUGACUGGAACUAUAAGUGAUUUUGGAUCUUACGAAGAAUGUGUAGAUACUGUACUGAAGGACAAUAAAGAUGAAAUUAUCAUUAAAGGUCAGUAUUGCAACAUUCACUUGCGCCCGCCUAUGCCAACUGCAGAUCCUAACGUCAAGAUAGGAGACAUUCCACCCCUUCUAAAAAACAUCUCGGAAAAAUCCCCUCUAAUGAAAGAAAUUGCAAAAUACUCCAGUUCGUUCAAUUUUAUGUCUUUACGAUUGGGUAUUUGUGUUCCAUCUGGUUGUGAAACAGAGGAUGUUGGGAAAAUUCUUAAAUAUCUCGGUGAUAUGAUCAACUUUGAUACGUACGUUUCAAGGUGUGAAGUAAAAGAAGAACUGAAAUUUAGCAAAGAAGAAAUUGUGUCCUUCACCAUAGUUUCUAUUUUUGCAGCACUGAUGAUCGUUGGCACAUUGACAGACAUUUAUUCUACUAAGAUGAACGUUACUUUCAAUAACAAAGCAGGUCGACUUCUGUUGGUCUUCUCCUUACCUCGGAACGUGAAAAAGCUUCUGAAGACACAAAACAGUUCCGGGCCUUUCAGUUGCUUACAUGGCAUUCGAUUUAUAACUACCUUAUGGAUUGUGUUCUCCCAUUCUUACUAUGUGCUUAACUAUUAUGCUCUAACGGGUCUACUCAAAACUAUGACGAUUGGCAAAGAUAUCGCUUUCCAAAUAGUGAUGAACGGGACUUUUGCAGUUGAAACAUUCGUCUGCAUAGGAGGGCUACUGGUUUCCUAUCACAUAGUCUCACAAAAUCGCCGAAGUAUCAACAUUCCUUACUACAUAUUGCACAGAAUUUGGAGGGUUCUGCCAAUGGUUGCUAUUACAAUCAUAUGCUUCUUUAUGACUUUUCAUUUAAGUUACGGGCCUAUCUGGCGUGAAAGUUUUAUCAGCUAUGCGGGAGACUGUGAAAACAACUGGUGGAGUAAUCUCAUAUUUAUCAAUAAUUUCUACAGAACGGAAGAUUCGUGUCUUCCUCAUACUUGGUAUAUUGCAAGUGAUAUGCAGAUGUACAUAGCUGCUCUUAUAAUAUAUUUGCCUCUUUUGAAGAGGCCAAAAGUGGGACUAACCAUCGCAUUCUUAGCUAUACUUGCAAGUAUAAUUUACUGUGGAGUUCAUACUUACGUCAAUGAUCUACCACCUACAAUGCUGACAGUUCAACCAAAUCCAAG